Messenger RNA from Babesia sp. Xinjiang, 1620 nucleotides. It is a transcript of the gene gnd, whose product is annotated as putative 6-phosphogluconate dehydrogenase. The transcript is spliced from 7 exons. The coding region runs from base 1 to 1620 and encodes 539 amino acids. The record is from RefSeq and is a predicted model, not a curated record. Lineage: Eukaryota; Apicomplexa; Aconoidasida; Piroplasmida; Babesiidae. Gene Ontology annotation, cellular component: ribonuclease P complex; cytosol. Gene Ontology annotation, molecular function: NADP binding; phosphogluconate dehydrogenase (decarboxylating) activity. Gene Ontology annotation, biological process: pentose-phosphate shunt; tRNA 5'-leader removal; pentose-phosphate shunt, oxidative branch.
AUGGCUUCUGAAUUUGGAGUAAUUGGAUUGGGUGUUAUGGGUGGCGCCUACACCCAGAAUCUCACAUCACGUGGGAUUCGUGUGUCCGCCUUUUCUAUCCAGCAGUCGGAGAUCGACAAAAUGAAGGCAUUAGACAUUAAGAACCUGCAAUUGUACAUGUCCUUGCAAGAAUUCGUUGGAAGCCUGGAACGACCGAGGAAGAUACUCAUGCUAAUAACGGCAGGGAAGGCGGUCGACCAGGUCAUAGAAUCGCUAAUAGGUCUGCUGGAAAAGGAUGAUAUUCUGAUAGAUGGUGGAAACGAAUGGUAUGAGAACACCAUCAGGCGCUUCGGACGUUGCGGGAGCCAUGGUAUACACUAUUGCGCUGUGGGUGUCAGCGGUGGAGAGCGUGGAGCACGCCAAUCGCCAUGUAUCAUGUUCAGUGGAUCUCGUGAUGAUUACGAUGCUGUAAAGCAGUACAUCGAGCAGGAUGGGCGAUCGUUUUACGUCGGUCCCGGUGCCAGCGGACAUUACGUGAAAAUGGUCCACAACGGUAUAGAAUAUGGCAUAAUGCAGAUUUUGUCGGAAGUCUACAUGAUCAUGAGUUGUAUUUUAGAACUGCAAUUUGACACCAUCAGCAAAAUACUGGCCGAGUGGAACGAUGCUGAAGUUGGGUCAUUUUUGUUGAAAAUCACAGCCGAAAUCCUUCAAGUCAAAGAUAACGACGGUGUUACAUAUCUAGUCGACAAAAUUGUCGAUUCUAGUGGUGCCAAUGGUACUGGCAAGUGGACUGUGAAGGAGGCCUUGGACCUCGGAGUACCGGUACCAACGAUCACUGCCGCUGUUGAGAUGCGCCACGCAAGUAAUGCGCACAGAAGCACGCAAAUCAUCCCAAACAGACAAGUGAAGGAAGGUCAUAACAUAUCGGAAGGUGACCUACAGCGCACCCUGCACGUAUGCAUGGUGAUUUGUUUUGCUCAGGGACUGUCUUUGCUUAUGGAAGCAUCCAAUCGGUUCGAUUGGAAGCUAGAUUUGCAGCAAAUAUGCAACAUAUGGAGCAAGGACGCUAUCGUUAGCUGUAAAGUUCUGAGCACGAUGAGCGAUGUUUGUUCGGAAAAUCCACAACUAUUCAACGUGUUGCAACACACAUCCAUAAGGACGAUCAUUGGUGACUCUCUUGAGUCGUGGAGAAAGGUCCACCUACAUGAUCAUAAUACGGGAACAGAGCGCGCUACACGAAUAUUGACCCGUGAAGCUAUAGACGGUGAAAUAACCCGGCUGUGUAAUGUGAUUUUUGGUAGUAUAGGAGGUGGAUUUGUUGCAGAAGCUACUAGCGUUGCUCUAGUCGAUGAACCAGAGUCACUUGUACUUAUACAGACGAGGCGCAAUUUCUUACCGAACGUCAUCUGUGUACUACAGUGUUUGGACCGAUUACAAAAGGCUUCUGUAACCGUUGAAAUCGUACACGUAGGAGGAACUUUGCACCAGUGCAAGAAACUACUAUUCACAAAACUUCUCAGCACGCUCUCACAACUACAGGCUUUGACACUGGCUCAGGCACCACCGAAACAAGUACACACGCAAAAGGCGUUAUCCGCAAUUAACGAGGUCCACAAAUUGAGAAAUUCCACAGCACAAUAG